Molecule: messenger RNA, 1558 nt
Organism: Serpula lacrymans var. lacrymans S7.9
Lineage: Eukaryota; Fungi; Basidiomycota; Agaricomycetes; Boletales; Serpulaceae
Exons: 5
Coding region: 31-1110 (359 amino acids)
Cellular component (GO): U2-type catalytic step 1 spliceosome; Prp19 complex; U2-type catalytic step 2 spliceosome
Molecular function (GO): U6 snRNA binding; metal ion binding; pre-mRNA binding
Source: RefSeq, a predicted model, not a curated record
UGGACCUUCUCAAGCUCCCUGUCUUCAACAAUGAGCUCAAUCGAAAAAUCAAAUGCUGUAGUACCAAAACAAAAGAAACUCAAGCCCGCUCGCAAACAGGUCAAGCCAGGAGACGUCGAGAAAAAAGAGACACCACAGACUGGAAAAGAGUACAACAUUUGGUAUAAUAAGUGGGCAGGAGGUGAUCGUGAAGAUAACUACUCAAACAAAGUAAAGUCUCAAACUCGGUGCAAUAUUCGCAAGGACGCUGGUUUGACUCGUGCCAAUACAACUGGUAUCAAAUACUGCUGUCUCUUCUUUUCUCGCGGAUGCUGUCCUUACGGAUGGGAGUGUGAAUACCUUCACACUCUUCCUGACCCGUUGAAGGCUCUGCCCGAUAGUUCAAAAGACUGUUUCGCCCGAGACAAAUUUUCAGACUACAGAGAUGAUAUGGGUGGUGUCGGAAGUUUCAACAGACAGAAUCGGACACUUUACAUCGGUCGAAUAAAAGAAACCGGAAACGGUCAAGAGACGGAGGAGGUUAUCCAAAGGCACUUCAAAGAAUGGGGCGAGGUUGAACGAAUCCGAGUAUUGCAAUACCGUAGUGUGGCAUUCGUCACUUACGUUUCAGAGCUCCACGCUCAAUUUGCCAAAGAAGCUAUGGCAUGUCAGUCCCUAGAUAAUGAUGAGAUUCUCAACGUUCGAUGGGCGACGGAAGAUCCCAAUCCUGUACAGAAAGUUGCCGAAAAGCGACGAUUGGAGGACAUAGGGCAGGAAGCAAUUAAGGCUCGCAUGGAUCCACGGAUAGUGGACGCGAUGAGGGCCGUCCGAGCGCUAGAGGAUGGGGAAACACUGGAUGACGCUGAUGAAUUGAUGGAUGUUCAACACGAAAACAAAGACGGCGAAGAACAGGAGGCGAAGAGGAGGAAGAUUGAACAGGAACCGUUAAGUCCAACGGAGCCCCGAAGCCCGUUUGGAUUGCUCACGGAAGAUGCCUUGGAGGGAAUGAAGUAUUUUGCAGAGAUACGUAAACGUAAUGGUCCUGGGCAAGCCACAUUUAACAAGACAGGGAUCGCAAUACCGCCGACCGGAUUAGGCUUAGGGGAUUAUGGGAGUGAUGAGGACGAGUGAUGAAGUUUGUGUAAUAUAUCCGCCGAUAAAUUUUCAGCCUUUACACAGCGAGAAUAACAUUGUGUCUGUAUUCUUAGUGUCUCAGUGGCUCUUGGUGACGUCCAGGAGGGAACCACGACCAGUACGUGCGAAACUAUUGCAGUCUCUUGCAUCUUUCGUGAUUCACACAGAUUUGAUCACGUCUCCCCCGUUUCUGCAGCCCUCAUGCCAAUAAUGUCUGGAGGGUUUUGUACCAUCAAUCAAAGAGCUGCAGUUUUUUUCUUACACUCCCCACGCGAUGCCCGGUCUCUAGAAAAGCCGGAUGCCCUGAGUACGUUAAGCAGGCGCCUAGUAGGCUACUUCAAUAAAAUAUUCCAAGAGUAUUCUCCCUCGGCCGAUGAUACAUUCUGUUCUUAGCUCGUCAGUUGUAUAGUCUGGUCCGAAGUAAGGACCUUUGGCAGGAACCCCC